Ziziphus jujuba (common jujube) is the source of this 1259-nucleotide messenger RNA. RefSeq names its product agamous-like MADS-box protein MADS2. The transcript is spliced from 8 exons. The record is from RefSeq and is a predicted model, not a curated record. Lineage: Eukaryota; Viridiplantae; Streptophyta; Magnoliopsida; Rosales; Rhamnaceae. The coding region runs from base 217 to 954 and encodes 245 amino acids. Gene Ontology annotation, biological process: positive regulation of transcription by RNA polymerase II. Gene Ontology annotation, molecular function: DNA-binding transcription factor activity, RNA polymerase II-specific; protein dimerization activity; RNA polymerase II cis-regulatory region sequence-specific DNA binding. Gene Ontology annotation, cellular component: nucleus.
GAAGAUAAAACCAAACAUAAACACAAACCCUUUUUCUCAGGGCUUUCCAUUUUCUACAUGUUUUUUUCUUUUUAACCUUCUUUUGGCAUCCCAACCCACUUAGGCCCUUUCAAAAAACUUUGCUAUUCACUUCUUAACCAAGACUAAAAAGAAGGUCCUAGAGAGAGACAGAGAGAAAGGGAGGGGAGAGAGAGUGUGUGUGUUUUAGAGUGAGAAAUGGGAAGAGGGAGAGUGGAACUAAAGAGGAUAGAGAAUAAAAUUAACAGGCAAGUGACAUUUUCUAAGAGAAGAAAUGGAUUGCUCAAGAAAGCUUAUGAGCUCUCAGUUCUCUGUGAUGCUGAAGUUGGCCUUAUUAUUUUCUCUAACCGUGGAAAGCUCUAUGAGUUCUGCAGCGGCUCCAGCAUGGUGAAAACACUGGAAAGGUACCAUAAAUGCAGUUAUGGAGCACUGGAUGCCAGCCGACUUAUCAAUGAUAAUCAGAGCAGCUAUCAGGAAUACUUGAAGCUAAAAGCAAGAGCUGAGGUCCUGCAACGAUCUCAGAGAAACCUUCUUGGGGAAGACCUGGGGCCUUUAAGUACAAAGGAACUUGAGCAGCUUGAACAUCAAUUAGAGACGUCCUUGAAGCAUAUCAGGUCAACUAAGACACAAUUUAUGCUGGAUCAACUUGCUGAUCUUCAAAACAAGGAACAAAUGCUAGUUGAAGCUAACAAAGCUUUAAGAAGAAAGUUGGAAGAAAGUAGCGCUCAAAUUUCAAAUAGAGUGGCAUGGGAAGCUGGGGGACAGAACAUUUCAUAUAACCGUGGCCUUCCCCCCCAGUCAGAAGGAUUUUUCCAUCCUUUGGAAGCCAAUUCCACUUUGCAAAUUGGAUACAAUCCCGUGGGAUCAGAUGAUCAGACAGAUGUUGGAGCUCUACAACAGCAUCUUAAUGGAUUCAUUCCUGGGUGGAUGCUUUGACUUUGUAUAUUGAUUUGCCUAAUCAUAUAUAUUAAGAUGUAAUCAAUAAAAAUUAGGCAGAUCAAGAAAUUCAAGUCUAAUUUCCCUCUUUUUGUUGUAGUCUUUAAUAUAUGCCACUUGUAAUUAUUAUAAUCAAUGAAGACAAAAUAAGUUAUUUUUGAGUUUUAGAUUAUGACAUGAAGGGCCAUUGUGCUAGAGUUUCCCCAAAAAGACAAAAAAAGAAAAAAGAAAAAAAUCCUUUGUGAGAGUUUGGUAUGUAUUACAUUUUCAUAGAAUUGUAAAAUAAAAGAGAUUUUGCCAAUUAA